AACUUCACAUCACAUGCGCAGUGGCUUAAUAAAACCUUACCUUUAGCACAUACAGUAUUACAAUGCUUAUUCAAAUACACGCCAGCGGUUAAAUGCAUACAGUCUGACUGUGAGUGACAUUCAUUCGGGUAAUGUGACGAGGGACAACACAGACAGAAGAGUUUACGUUUUUAAAAUGACAGGCAGGAAGCAUACAACAAGCAGAAGCACGUGUAAUCAUGUCAAAGUGUUUAGGCUUCUAAAAGUGACGGGCCUGAGCUUCUUGUUAAUCUUCCUGUUUCUGUUGGUAACGGCACUCGUGAGGACCCUCACCUUUGAUACCAAUGCGGGCCUCCAGCUUGCUUUGUGGGAAAAACGGGAGCAGAUUCCUCCGCACAUCAGCCAGCUGGAGAGACAGCAGCUAAUUGCCAGAUUCAAAGAUGCGAUAAGAAUCCCCACAGUGGCUUUCUCGCAAACUCAGCUUAACACCACAGCGCUGGAGGAGUUCAGACGCUUUCUGCUCAAAGCCUUUCCUACAGUCUUCUCCUCCACCCUUGUGAAGCAUGAGGUGGUUGCGAACUACAGCCACCUGUUCACGGUGCCAGGCUCGGAGCCGUCUCUGCAGCCCUACAUGCUGCUCGCCCACAUCGAUGUGGUCCCUGCCAGCCAGGAGGGCUGGGACGCCCCUCCCUUCUCCGCCCAGGAGAUCGACGGCUUCAUCUACGGGCGAGGGACCAUCGACAACAAGCAGUCCCUCAUGGGAAUCCUCCAGGCUUUGGAGUAUUUGUUAGAGAGAGGCUACAGACCCCGACGCACGUUCUACAUUGGGUUUGGACACGAUGAAGAGGUGAACGGACUUCAAGGCGCGAUGAAUAUCGUUGCCCUCCUGAAGUCGAGGGCAGUGAAGCUGUCCUUCCUACUGGACGAGGGCUUGGCCGUGCUGGACGGGAUCAUAGAUGGUUUGCAAGGACCAGCAGCACUCAUAGGUACAAGUGAGAAGGGGCAGGGCACCGUGAAGCUGAGCGUCGCCACGGGAACCGGGCACUCCUCCAUGCCUCCGAGUGAGACGAGCAUCGGCAUCCUGGCAGCAGCAGUGUCCAGGCUGGAAAAGAACCCCAUGCCCAGACUGUUUGGAUUAGGACCAGAGCUGGGUACCUUUGAGCACCUGGCUUCCAAGUUCAGCUUACCUGUACGGUUCAUUAUGACCAAUCUUUGGCUCUUUUCCCCUGUGGUAAGCAGGGUUCUUGAAAGAAAACCUGAGUCCAACGCUUUCGUCCGGACCACCACUGCAGUUACCAUGUUCAACGCUGGAAUAAAGGUAAACGUUAUCCCACCGUAUGCAGAAGCAAUUGUGAAUUUCCGGAUCCAUUCUGCACAGUCCCUGGAAGAGGUUCUGCAGAUCGUCAGAGACACGGUGGCUGACGAGCGUGUGAAGGUGGAUCUCAUCAGUGGAUUCGACCCUCUCCCCGUCAGCUCCCACAGUGAAACAUCCUUUGGGUAUCAGGUCAUUAAGAAAACAGUGCUGGAGCUGUUCCCUCAGGUCUCUGUAGCACCAGGUAUCUGCGUGGGGAACACCGAUAGCAGACACUUUGUCGACCUGACCAAGGAGAUUUACAGGUUCGCUCCGACCUGGUUCAAACCAGGAGACACGCGCAGGUUCCACGGAAUCAACGAAAGGAUUUCUGUAAAGAACUACGAAGAGAUUGUGAUGUUCUAUUUCCGGCUGUUCCAGAACUGCGAUAUCGGGAAGCUUCCAGAACCCCAUGGCAGUGUUCACGAACUGUAGGCUGGUGAUUUGACGUGAUUUUUGACGUGUCUGUACUGUACCCAGACUGGCAACAUGUGUAAUGAUAACAAUGCUGUUGCCAUAAUGAAGAUUGAUUCAUGAAUCAUUAUACUAAUCAAGACUGUACUGCUACAGUUGCUAAGAAAUUAUCAUAUUAAUCGAUGUUCUGCAACUUGAAAAAACACCUUGAAUCAACUGUGAUCUCUCCAGUUUGCCCUCCCUGCAUCAGAAAUAGUGUGAUUCUGACACUGCGCACCAUACCUAAUGCAUUCCACGAUUCAUCUGCACAAAACCAGCCAGGUGACAGAGGCAGAGGUUUUGCAUAUGGUUUGCAUUUCAUUGUUUAAGCUUUACACUGGACAGGCAAUUUAGUUAUUUUUUUUUUUUAAGUGGGCAUGGUGUCUAUUUUAUUGAUUUAAAUAGUAGCAGAUAGUAGCUUAAUCUAAAUGUUGUCAGUUUCUUGGGAAACGCCUGACCUGCUUGCUUCCGAAAGGGUUGUUCUAUUUACAAGACAAAAAACACACAUGGUAAUGUUACAACAGUCUGGCCUCCCUGUUUUUAUUUGAGAAGGCAUUCAUGAUUUAUUUAAAGCAGUCUAGACACUAUGAGCUGCACGGGUUUGACUGCUGGAAAUGCUCCUGCUUUCUGACUACUUUCAUUGAGACCCACGAGUUCCCAGUUACUAUGCAGAUCUCUGGCAAUCUGUGUGCAUGUUAUACAGCACCUCUUCAGAACCUCUUGCUGGAUUGUGAUGAAACCAGAUGUACACAUUCUAGAACCUUUUCAGGUUUGUAGAAUCUAGCUCAUGUGACAUUUUUCUAAUCUGGCUUGUGAUGGGUUACUGUGAUGUCUUUAUCUUGGAAACCAUUUGUGCUUGAUCAGAUGGACAUAAUUCAAAACAUUUUCAGGUUAGAUUUCACUUGAUUUAAGAGCUGCAACACUAAUCGGGUAGCACUGGACACUACUACUAAAAUCUAGCAGCCAAAUUCAUUGUUAUUGGUAAGACUUUAAUUUAAAUACAGGCAGCUAGAGCAAUAUUGAAGCACUGAUUGUUAAAAGAAAAUGAAGAUGCAUUUGAUGUGAAAAUAAAAGGACAAAUCCAA
Acipenser ruthenus (sterlet) is the source of this 2868-nucleotide messenger RNA. RefSeq names its product N-fatty-acyl-amino acid synthase/hydrolase PM20D1.2-like. The transcript is spliced from 13 exons. Gene Ontology annotation, molecular function: hydrolase activity, acting on carbon-nitrogen (but not peptide) bonds, in linear amides; metallocarboxypeptidase activity. The record is from RefSeq and is a predicted model, not a curated record. Gene Ontology annotation, biological process: amino acid metabolic process. Bases 176 to 1765 code for a protein of 529 amino acids. NCBI's taxonomy places the organism in Eukaryota, Metazoa, Chordata, Actinopteri, Acipenseriformes, Acipenseridae.